This is a messenger RNA of Apaloderma vittatum (bar-tailed trogon), 1264 nucleotides long. RefSeq names its product inositol polyphosphate-5-phosphatase J (gene INPP5J). The record is from RefSeq and is a predicted model, not a curated record. NCBI's taxonomy places the organism in Eukaryota, Metazoa, Chordata, Aves, Trogoniformes, Trogonidae. The transcript has 10 exons. Gene Ontology annotation, cellular component: ruffle; plasma membrane; cytoplasm. The annotation marks the transcript as partial. Gene Ontology annotation, biological process: negative regulation of peptidyl-serine phosphorylation; phosphatidylinositol dephosphorylation. Gene Ontology annotation, molecular function: phosphatidylinositol-4,5-bisphosphate 5-phosphatase activity; phosphatidylinositol-3,4,5-trisphosphate 5-phosphatase activity.
GUGGUCACCUGGAACGUGGGCACAGCCAUGCCUCCGAACGAUGUGACAUCCUUGCUGCACCUCAACACAGGCGAGACAAGCGAUUCGGACAUGAUUGCCAUUGGGCUGCAGGAGGUGAACUCCAAGAUCAACAAGCGCCUGAAGGAUGCCCUUUUCACAGACCAGUGGAGCGAGCUCUUCAUGGAUGUGCUGAGUACCUUCCACUUUAUCCUGGUCAGCACGGUGCGGAUGCAAGGUGUGAUCCUGCUGGUAUUUGCCAAGUACUACCACCUCCCCUUCCUGCAGGACAUAGAGACAGACUGCACGAGGACAGGGCUGGGAGGCUACUGGGGCAACAAAGGUGGGGUGAGCAUUCGCCUCUCCAUCUUCGGCCACAUGGUCUGCUUCCUGAACUGCCACCUGCCAGCGCACCUGGAGAAGGCGGAGCAGCGCAAGGAGGACUUUGCCACCAUCCUGCACAUGCAGCAGUUUGAGGGGCGUGUGGCCAGCGGCAUCCUGGAUCACGACCUCGUGUUCUGGUUUGGGGACCUCAACUUCCGCAUCGAAAGCCUUGACAUACGCUUUGUGAAAUACGCCAUCGAUGCUGGUACGACCCCUGACCUGCUCUCUUCCCCACAGCUGAACAUCGCCAAGAGCACCUGGCCUGUCCUCAGUGGCUUUCAGGAGGGACCCCUGAACUUCCCACCCACCUUCAAGUUUGAUGUGGGCACCAACCAGUACGACAGCAGUGCCAAGAAGCGAAAACCUGCCUGGACUGACCGCAUCCUCUGGAAGAUCAAAUCUCCUGGCGGUGGGCUCGGUGCAGCUGGACGUCGGCCCAGCCGAGGCGUCCUCUCGGUGAGCCAGCUCUGCUACUGCAGCCACAUGGAGUACACCAUCAGCGACCACAAGCCAGUAGCUGCUGUUUUUGCAGUGCAGUUUGCUUCCAGGCCAGACAAGCCCCCGGUUGAGAUUUAUGUUGCUGACGAGUGGAACAGGCCUGAGCAGGCAGUUGUCAGGUACAAGAUGGCCGCUGGCUUCCACCGGAGCUCCUGGGACUGGAUAGGACUCUACCGGGUGGGCUUUCGGCAUCCUAAAGACUAUGUGUCCUACGUCUGGGCCAGGAGUGACGAUGCAGAGCGCUGCCUAGAGAAGCAGCUCUGUGUCCAGGUGAUGUUCUCAGAGGAGGCGUUGCCCAAAGGGAAGGGCGAGUACAUCCUCGGCUACUACAGUAGCCCCUCCAGCAGCAUCGCUGGUGUCACUGAGCCAUUCCAGGUCAGCAGGG